UUUUAUACUAUCACGUUAAGGAGAGCUUUCAACACAACUGUUCUACGUUGCAUAGCUGUCGCCUGAUCACUCAAUAGUGGUAGACAUAAUGCAGCGUGGCUCUACCAACAGAGAACUUCUGGAUAGACUGGAGGAUCAUGCAGAUUGGCUGGUACGAAAAAGUCGACGUUAUCUACCUCAUAUAGCUAGAUUCUGUCUCGUAUCUACAUUUAUUGAAGAUGGUUUUCGACUUUUAACUCAAUGGUCUGACCAAGUGGAUUAUAUCCAAUCUGUUUGGGGAACCCAUGUCAUAUUUGCAGCCUUUUUCAUUUUAUUGAACAUCUGCUUACAGUUUAUUGGAAGUGCUUUUGUCUUGGGUCGUUAUCGAGUGAAAAUUGGUGUUGGAAUUCUUAUGUCAACUGUAUUGUUACAAACUAUUGGUUAUAAUAUUUGGACAAAAGUAUUCUUUAUGCGUAAUCUAUCACUUAUUGGUAGUUUAUUAUUAUUAUUAGCUGAAGUACAACAAGAAACACGUAGUCUAUUAGCUGGUCUACCAUCAUCUGGUGAAAAUACACAUCGACAAUAUAUUCUACUUGGUGGUAGAAUACUUAUUAUUCUAAUGUUUGUCACAUUAAUUCAUUUAGGUAGUAGUAUAUUCUAUGUUAUACAAUCCAUUAGUAAUUUAAUCUUAAUUCUAUUGGUGGCAAUUGGUUAUAAAACAAAACUUUGUGCAACUGUAUUAGUUAUUUGGUUAACUGGUAUGAAUUUUUAUUAUAAUCGAUUUUGGGCUGUUAGUAAUGAUAGUUUAAUGUGGGAUUUUUUAAAAUAUGAUUUCUUUCAAACAUGGUCAGUUAUUGGUGGUUUAGGUUUAGUUGUUGCCUAUGGACCAGGUGGUGUUAGUGUAGAUGAUUAUAAAAAGAAAUGGUAAUAACAACUGACAAUAUAUAAACAUUACAUUCUAUGUUUAUUCUGAUUGUUGUGGGCUAGUAAUAGUCGUAGUAGUUCAUGUAUACAUGAAAUGAUGUAUAUUAUGUUUACUAUCUGAUAAUAACAAUAAUAAUGUACUUGUUUGAUUAGUGCUUUUCUCUUUCAUCUUGUAAACUGUCCAUUUCAUUUAUGGGUCAUAUAUAUAUAUACAUAUACUGGUCAACAAAUGAAAUAAUUAUCAUAGGAUGUAAUUAUUUUGCAACUCUAUAAAAAAAAAACUAUUCUAUAUGUUCUCUUAUUUACAAUUUCUUUUAUUGUCUUUUGUUCAUUUAUUGUUUAUAUUCAAUUCAAGGUUAUCUCUUUUCUUGUUUGUGUCAAUCAAUUUUUUUCUUUUCUUUAACUUAUACAUUGCACAAUCUUCCCCCACCCCACCUUGCGUGUGUGUGUACAGUCUCUAUGUGUAAUCAUGUGUGGGUGUGUGUGCAUGCAUGUGAACAAUCAAUUACCUUCAUUACAUGUUGACUUUAUUCUCUUUUAUUUAUUUGUGGUUCUUUUUUUUUGAAAAUAAAAAUUCUUUUUAUAUCCCUCCCCCCUUUUUCUUACUUUUGUUUUCAUUUUAAUUAUUUUCGAAUAAUAUACAUGGUAUAUAUUAUGUUGUCAUUUAUUGUGACAUUUGUGCGCCCUCCCCUCCUUCUCCCUCCUCUCGAUUAGUUGUUUAUUUUACAGUUUAUCUUGUUUUUUUUUCUUCUCGGUUUUCCCUUUUUCCCUUCAUUGUACCAAAUUUUUGGAUUCAAUUCAUGUAAAAGUGAGAAAAUCAUUUCAUGGUGUUUUGUUUUGUUUGUUUGUUUCUGAGAAAAAGAUUCAUUGACUCAUUUAAAUUAAGCAAUAAGGAUUUGUAGUAAUGAUAAUUCAAUUACUAAACUAUCGUUUACCUUUUAAUGUAUCAUGUUGAUUGGAGUAGAACUUUGUUGCCCCCAAAUGCCUUGGUACGGCCGAAAAUGGGGACAGUCCACUCUCCCUUUCGAAAUGCUCUCAC
This is a messenger RNA of Schistosoma bovis, 1942 nucleotides long. NCBI's taxonomy places the organism in Eukaryota, Metazoa, Platyhelminthes, Trematoda, Strigeidida, Schistosomatidae. The record is from the annotation of a GenBank genome assembly.